Molecule: messenger RNA, 1348 nt
Organism: Gambusia affinis (western mosquitofish)
Lineage: Eukaryota; Metazoa; Chordata; Actinopteri; Cyprinodontiformes; Poeciliidae
Product: trans-L-3-hydroxyproline dehydratase
Exons: 6
Coding region: 131-1165 (344 amino acids)
Molecular function (GO): hydro-lyase activity
Source: RefSeq, a predicted model, not a curated record
UACUUUUUUUUUUUUCAUCCUCUCUGGUCCGUCUUGUGUUGGUAACAAAAUAACUGGAAGACGAAAAAAACAGUUAUUAAGUUUUGCAAGAAUCAAAGAAACUCUUUUUUUUUUUUAAAUCAGUUCAGAGAUGGAGCUGCAGCUUCCUCCUCAUGAGGGAGUCGAGCUCUCUGUGGUCGACAUGCACACAGGAGGGGAACCUCUCCGCAUCAUUGUCGCCGGCUACCCAGAGGUCAGAGGUGACAGUGUGCUCUCAAAGCGCAGGUACGCCCGCGAACACCUGGACCACCUCAGGAAGGUGCUGAUGUUCGAACCCCGGGGUCACUACGACAUGUACGGGGCCUUGAUCGUGGACAGCGAGACGCCCGAGGCCGACCUGGGGGUGCUGUUCAUGCACAACGAGGGCUACAGCACGAUGUGCGGACAUGCCGUCAUCGCCCUGGGUCGCUUCGCCGUGGACUACAAGCUGGUGAAGGAGCCGCUGUCGCCGGAGACACAGGUGAACAUCCACUGCCCCUGUGGGCUGGUGAAGGCCUUUGUGGAGUACUCUGCUGGUAAAACAGGAGCGGUGAGGUUUCUGAGUGUGCCGGCGUUUGCCUUUGCAACAGAUGUGACGGUGACAGUAGAGGGGUUUGGUGAGGUGAUGGUGGACAUCAGCUACGGAGGCGCUUUUUACGCCUUUGUUGAUGCACAGAGGUUUGGUCUGGAUGUGAAGCAGUCCAGGACUCGGGAUCUGGUGGACGCAGCAACGGCGGUGACCAGAGCUAUUAAAUCCCAGGUGAAGCUGCACCAUCCAGUUAGCGACGACCUGGCGUUCCUUUACGGCACCAUCCUCACAGACGGCAGAGACCAGUUCUCACCUGAGCCCACCGCCAACAUCUGCGUGUUCGCCGAAGCUCAGGUGGACCGAAGCCCUACUGGUUCGGGUGUUACAGCUCGAGUUGCUCUUCAGUACCACAAAGGUCUCAUCCAGCUGAACCAGACCAGGACGUUUCAGAGCGGCGCCACCGGAUCCCAGUUUACAGGAAAAGCUGUUGAGGAGACCAGAUGCGGAGACUUCAGGGCAGUUGUGGUGGAAGUAGCCGGCCGUGCUUUCUACACCGGAGUUUCACGCUUCGUCCAGGAGCCGCAAGACGAGCUGACCCACGGGUUUCUGCUGAAGUGAACGUUGUCGUCGACAGAGGGGAUUUCACUUCCUUCAUGGUGAAAGCGUUUGGAAUAUUACAGGCAUGCACCAAGACGAUACAAGCAGCAAAUGUGUGGAUUUGUCACUAAAAUAAAGUGACAAAAAGCAAUUUGGCAACAAAAAGAAAAAGUUAAAUCUUGGUGAAAAUUAGAAAAUGCAGUG